AUGCAAAAACUUUUGGCGGUUGCAAAUGAAUCUUUUCUAGUGUACAAACACAAAAGAAACAAAAGGAGCCGCAGCUACGAGCAGCAGCAGCAGCAGCAGCAGCAGCAGCAGGCCUUGCGGAAGCAGCGCAGCAGAAGCAGCAGCAGCAGCAGCAGGCCUUGCGGAAGCAGUGCAGCAGCAGCAGCAGCAGCACCAAGAAGAGUAGCGUUGGGAAAAGCUGCAGCAGCAAGAAAAGGAGCAGCGGCCGCAAAAGCAGCGGCGGAAGGGCAAACAGCAGCAGCACGAAAAGCAGCAGCAGCAGCAACAACAGCAGCAGAAACACAUGCAGCAGCAGCAAGAAGAGCAGCAGCAGCCUCAGCAGCAGCAAAGAACAGCAGCGACGUUAGCGACAAAAGCAGCAGCAGCACGAACAGCAGGAACAAGAUCAACAUUAACAGCAGCAGCAACACAGGCAGCAGCAGCAGCAGCAGCAAGAAGUGCAGCAACAGCCACAAGAAGAGAUGCCCAAGCAGCAGCAAGAAAAGCAGCACCAGCAGCAAGAAAGGCAGGAGCAGCAGCAGCAGCAGCAGCAGGACGGGAGCAGCAGCAGCUGCAGCAAAAGAUGCAGAAGCAGCAGCAGCCUAA
This is a messenger RNA of Eimeria necatrix, 624 nucleotides long. RefSeq lists its product as hypothetical. The transcript has 2 exons. NCBI's taxonomy places the organism in Eukaryota, Apicomplexa, Conoidasida, Eucoccidiorida, Eimeriidae. The coding region runs from base 1 to 624 and encodes 207 amino acids. The record is from RefSeq and is a predicted model, not a curated record.